GAAAAUUGAAGCCGUACCAUCAAGAAGCAGAAACCACAACCCAUUGAAAAAGAUACGCAGCAGUACCGCAGACGUGCUGGUUAUAUGUAAGCAAUAGUGUAAAGAUCGCCAACCAGGAUGUCUUAUCCGAUCGAAAAAGUACCCCCGGCUACUGACACCCCCGCCGAGGCAUCAGAUGUGGAGAGAUGCAAGGCAAAGAAGAGUCCCCAACCAACUCCAGAGCCUACACUCGAGCGCCAGAAAUGGUAUCAAUGGUUUGCGCCCUCAGACACCCCAGCCGAACGGCGUCUGAUACUCAAGCUGGAUGGGCUGAUCAUCGUCUUUCUCUUUCUGGCUCAUUGGGCGAAAGUCUUGGAUUCUUCGGCGACGAGUACUGCCUAUGUGAGUGGCAUGAAGGAGGACCUCAGCUUAUAUGGCAAUCAACUCAAUUACUUGAAUACGGUGUAUAUGGUUGGAUUCAUCACCAUGCAGAUUCCUCUAACGUUGGCGAUGACCCGCUGCCCGGUGAACUAUUUCCUUCCCGCGGCGGACUUGCUCUGGGGGGUGUUUACCCUCGCUCAGUACAAGGCAAGCAAUGUGACCCAGCUUUAUGCACUGCGCUUCUUUGUCGGAGCACUGGGUGGCUUCUUCUUCCCCGCUGUUCAAUGGUACCUAGGCAGUUGGUACAAGCGGUCUGAACUCGCGCGUCGUGGCGCGAUCUUCUUUAUCGCAAGCCAGGUGGGCAGUAUGAGCUCGGGGUAUAUUCAAGCCGGUGCCUAUGCGCGACUGGAUGGCCGGUAUGGGAUUGAAGGAUGGAGAUGGUUGUAUAUCAUUUGUUUCGCUUGCACGAUUCCGAUCGCUUUUCUAGGCCUCUGUCUACUACCCAGUACACCAGAACGGUGCAACUCUCGCUAUCUGACCGAGGAAGAAAUUCGCCUGGCGCAAGAGCGCAUGGCGGCCGAGCACCGCGAGCCACGCCAGCCAUUCACCAUCCCCAGGAUCAUCACAAUUCUGAAAGGAUGGCGCCUCUGGGUUCUUGUCGGAUUUGCCUUCUUCUUCUCCCAAGCGGACGGAGUCUCUUCUAAUAGCGGAUUAUCCCUCUGGCUAAAAGAAGAAAGAUAUUCCGUCGAAGCUAUCAACACAAUCACCACCGUGUCGCCGGCCGUCACUAUCGCCGCCUCGAUUGUGUGUGGUGUGAUAUCGGAUAUUUACGACGCGAAAGUCUCCUUGAUUGCCAUAACUGCAUUUCUUAACAUCUUUGCCUGUUUAGUACUUGCUAUAUGGAACGUUCCACUGGGACUUAAAUUCUUCGCAUUUUUCUUGUCGGGGACGGCAAAUGGUAUUGCGGCGAUUAUUUAUGCUUGGGCAAACGAGAUCUGCUCACGCAGCGCGGAGGAACGAGCGUUGGUCAUUAGCGCGAUGAAUACCAUUGGGAAUACGUUUGGGGCUUGGAUUCCGCUUUUUGUCUGGAAGACAGUUGAUGCACCCAGGUAUCUGAUUGGGUAUAACUGGAACUUGGCACUCGAUGUCUGCAUGCUGAUCAUGUUGUUUGUAUUGCGGUACUUCUGGGUGAGGGAGCAGAGGCUGGGUAGGGUAUGAAGCGGACUUGAAGAUGGCUAUUUACCCCUUUUGACGAUAUAGAGGGGAUAGAACUUG
Molecule: messenger RNA, 1635 nt
Organism: Aspergillus alliaceus
Lineage: Eukaryota; Fungi; Ascomycota; Eurotiomycetes; Eurotiales; Aspergillaceae
Product: major facilitator superfamily domain-containing protein
Exons: 5
Coding region: 118-1578 (486 amino acids)
Biological process (GO): transmembrane transport
Cellular component (GO): membrane
Molecular function (GO): transmembrane transporter activity
Source: RefSeq, a predicted model, not a curated record